UUUCAGUGUCUGAAGCGCUCGCGUUCCAUUCACAUCUACGCGCUUAUUACUAAGCGGGGGGAGUGUGAAUCGGGGUACAUUAUAGCCAUAUUCCUAAGUGAAUGUUAAGUCUCACCCCCAUCGACCGGAAUUAAUCACGGCUGGUGAAGUCAACGGUGCGAUAUACGUUUGGCGAAGAGGUGAUCGGCUAAAAAGCCAGCUGAGACUGAAAGUGGAAAGCAAAACUACUUAAGAACAACCUGAGCACCUGCAUAUCAUACAGAAGCAAAGUAUCGGGGACAUGUGGAUGUUACAGCCACCGGACUGCAUUCUGUUUUAGUUGAAGAAAGAAUCACCGCAGUAGAUUUAGAGAAAAAAAUAAACCAACGCAGGGAAUAAACAUGUCCAGAAGGAAGCAGAGCAAACCGCGGCAGAUCAAACGUUCCUUAGGCCCUUUAGAGGAGGGUGAGGACAGCCUUCUUGAUGAGCACAGCUUCUCAGAAGAGGAAGGUGGGACCUCAGACCAGGAAGGCUCUUUAGAAUGUGAUAGUUCCAGUCCUUCUUUUGCACCCUUGAACAAUGAAGGUAUUUCAGACAUAACUGCUGCUGAACAUUCUAUGUUGUCACCUACAUCACCUACACAUAUGGAAGAUGAGGAUCCUAUGGAGAGGCAUCAGGAAGAAAAGGAAAACUGGAAUGGGCCAGGUGAAUUGGAGUUGUGCAUCAGUGAAGGCAAGAUGAAAGUCCGAGCCAGGCAGAGUAUUAUGCCAGAAACCUCUUGGGGACCAUACAAAGGGAAGAUUGAGGUUGAAUCCAUGGCACUGGAUGGAGUAGCAGAGCAACAGCCUAUUGCCUCCCUUGAUACUGAAGAUCAGAAUUGCUGGCUUGUCAAUCUUUCCAUCUCUUCUGAUAAAAAUGCCACAAAUUCAAUCAUUUACAGCAAAGGUGAAGAAUUGUAUUGUAAGACAACACUUGUUAUUUGCAAAGGAGAUUUUUUGAUUGCUGGUCUUGCAGCUGAUCAAGAGGUUGACCUCAAAACCUGCAUAAAGACAGAGCCGAUCUAUCCAGAGAACUUGCCGGCUGACAUUCAGCUCCUUCCACAGCAGGCUGGAAUGGCAGCUAUCUUGGCAACAGCUGUUGUGAACAAAGACAUUUUCCCAUGCAAAGACUGUGGAAUAUGGUACCGCAGUGAGAGAAACCUCCAGGCUCACCUCAUGUAUUACUGUGCCAGUCGGCAAAAGCAGCAGUCAUCCCCUUCUCAGGAAAAAUCUAAAGACGUCCACCCAAAUGAGCGCGUCUGCCCUUUCCCACACUGCAACAAAAGUUGUCCUAGCGCCAGUUCUCUUGAAAUUCAUAUGCGAACUCACAGCGGUGAGAGGCCAUUUGUCUGUCUUAUUUGCUUGUCUGCAUUUACUACAAAAGCCAACUGUGAGCGACAUCUGAAAGUUCAUACAGACACACUCAAUGGAAUAUGUCAUGGCUGUGGAUUUAUCUCCACCACUAGAGAUAUUUUAUAUAGUCAUCUUGUUACCAACCAUAUGGUGUGUCAGCCAGGGUCAAAAAGUGAAGUGUAUUCCCCAGGAUCAGGCCUUCCUGCUUUACCUUUCAGCAGAAAUGUGAACUGUGCAGAUCCUGGACAAACACUAAAGUGCCCACUGUGUGGAUUCUUGGCCGACUCUGUAUCCAGUUUUCAGCAGCAUACCCUGGCUCAUGUGGAAGCUUCGGUAAAGACGGAACAAAGUCCUACCAGGAUACAGUCUUCCUGUGAUCUUAGCAAAGAGCUUGAAGAAAAACAGGGGCCUUCUCCGUUGCUCUUACCUCAGCCCUCUGUGAGUCCAGAGGCAAAUCAGCAUACUGUGAUUACAACAGAAGAUAGCAGUCCUGAAGCUCCUUUACUUGUGAAGAUAAAAGAGGAACCCAAGUCUGCUGCAAACUCUGAAUCAGAAAAUGAACUUGAGGAUCAGUUUGUCUGUCAAGACGGAGAAGUAAAUCAACCAUGUGACCAUUUGUCUAGAAGCACCAGUCCUAAAAGAUCUGACGUGGUAAAGGUCAAAACAGAACUCUCUAGUCCUACACCAGGCUCUAGUCCUGUACAUUUUGGAACAGGCACUAUGGUUCAAGGAGGAACUGUAUUUCUACCCCAAUAUAUGUUUAGCCCUGAGGCCUCUAUUGUACCCCAGGCUUCAGAGAUUCUUGCUAAAAUGUCUGAAAUGGUGCACAGUAGGUUGAAACAAGGUCAAGGUGCUGCCCCCACUUUUUACCCCGGUUCUCCCAUCCAGAAAGGAGCCACCUGCUUUGAGUGUGACAUUACAUUUAUCAACAUUAACAAUUAUUAUGUGCACAAGAGGCUUUACUGCUCAAGCCGGCACCAUCAAGGUGAUACUCCUUUAAAUAUAUCACUGAAAGACAAUGUGAAUGCAUUGACCACUACAGCUCACAGCUCGCAGUCUACUCCUGGACUUCAGGGUCCAUCGACUUCCCAAAAUAACACAGAAGCAGAGGCAACUUUUGGGGCGGAUGUCAAGGUGGUUGAAGUGAAGAGUGAUGAGCCUGGUUUGAAAGAUGCAUCUUCUGAAGGAGAAAAUGGAAGUAGAGCGAGUGAGGGGAGCCAAAGUCCUAGUAAUUCUCUAGAGGAAUUGGAUGAGGAUCCUACUAAAACAUUUUGUGAAGCCUGCAAUAUUCGGUUUAGUCGUCAUGAUAACUACAUGGUUCACAAACGCUACUACUGUGCUACAAGACAUGACCCACCUCACCAAAGGCAGAGACUAGGAAAGGUGACUUUACUUCCUCAGCCAGUACGUACCCGAAAACGCAGAAAAAUGUAUGAAAUUCAUAUGGCCCAACAUGAAGCCCUUGCCAGCCUAUCUGCCCUGACAGAAAUAAAACAGGAAGGAGGAGCCAUCACUGGAAGGCUACAAGAUUCUCCGUCUGUUUCCAUCAGUCAUAUAAAAAUAGUGAGAAAAAGCUCUGCUUCAUCUCCCAGCUCUAGUCCUGAUUGUGAUGCUCCUAUUGAUCUUAGCAAGAAGCCUCGUCUGAAAGAGGAGCAAGUGUUGACCCCCUUGCUAUCUCUGGCCGAUUACCAUAAGUGCACACCUUGUGGAAUAAGCUUCAACAGUGUGGAAAACUACUUAGCACAUAAAAAGUACUACUGCCCGGCUACCCCACUGCAACAAAAAACCAUUGAGCAGCUUCAGAAAGUGAAAAGGCCUGCGUCAAGUUCCCCAAAAAGCAGAGCCUCGGAGAAUAAAGAAUUAAAUGUGGAGCAGAUGGAAGUCAAAGGAAUAAAACUUGAAAAAAACUCUUCAGGAAAUGCCAUUCCAGUUACUGGUUGCACUAACACUACUGCUUUGUCAGGCUCUCAUUUACCCAGCCCAGAAAGUAACUCUACACACCAGCUUCCUAACAUCAAGGCUACACAGGUGCCAGGGAACUCAGUUGUGUGCCCCUAUUGUCCUCUCAAUGGGGUAAUCAAAGGAGACUUGAUGGAGCAUUUCAGAAGUGUACACGGUCUUCUAUUGACCAUGCAGGCUAUUGGUCCCACCGCACAGAACAACCAUUUGAAGGGCACGUUAAACCCAAGCAAAUCCCAGGAAAGCUCCAGCAGCUCAAGUCUGAGCCCCAGGGUGACGCCAACAUCACCCACGACUACAAGUGUCAAGAAUCCACCACACAAACUCAAUGGCAAAGAACAAAAGGAUACCGCGUCACCCACUGCAUCUCCUCUUUGUAAUGGGAGCCCACAAAGACUAAAUACUUCACCCAAACUGGCGCUACCUGUCUCGCCUGCUGCUCCAUUUAACAUUUCACCAGUGCCUGAAAACUUCAAAGAGACUGGACUCCAAUCACUCACGCCACCUCUCCUUGCAGAUAAGUCGAACCCGUCCCCUAAAGUGACAGCCAAUCCCAUGCAGAAUGGAAACAGCAGGUUCUGCCGCCUGUGCAACAUUAAGUUCAGCAGUCUUUCCACCUUUAUAGCCCAUAAGAAGUAUUACUGCUCAUCUCACAGUGCAGAGCAUGUGAAAUAAGCUGGCUUCUUCUCCUAGAAGUUUUUGUUGCAUUCACAAAAGUUGACUUUUGUAUUGAAAUUCAUCAAAGACUGUUUGGAACUGUGUACAUUUCUUUCAUCUCAUAUGAACUAAAUCUUUUUGUUAUUUAUCCUGACUUUUGCAAUCUAAUACAGCACAGUAUGUGUGUGUGCUAAAAACGGCACAUACAGAUUCUGUGUCUUUUUACAGACUGUUACUUGUUUCAUCAUGGGCUCCAUCUUUAUUUUUGUUCUCCUCUACAAGCCUGCAUUGUUACUAAAGUAACCUUCAGUUUAAUGGAUCUCACUGUUUAAAAACUGCACUAAUUGCUCGUACAUUCAAGUAUGGCACUGUGCGAAAUUUUAUUUUCGAGAGGUAUAAGUGUGUUGACAUUAUGGCUUGCCAGCAUCAUCUAAGCCUGACAUUUGUAAGCCUGCCACAGCCUUUGUUUUUAGUUCUUUAUUCGUUAAGUUUUAUGAUGUGUUCCACCCAUUUAAAACAAAAAAAAAAAAAGAGUAAUUGUGCUGUUUAUUCUGGUGGCCUAACUACCCCCCAAACCAAGAACAGAAAUUGGUUUUGGUUGGGUCUUUGCUUCUUUUUUAUGUGAUUCAACCUUAAGAAAGAUGUUAUGAAAAUGAUAGAAUACUGUAUUGUAAUUAAUAAAAAAAAAAUACCCAGUCACAUAAAUGUUAAAUUGAAACUUGUAUCACCACUAAUAAAGUACAAAAAAAAAAAA
Molecule: messenger RNA, 4740 nt
Organism: Polypterus senegalus (gray bichir)
Lineage: Eukaryota; Metazoa; Chordata; Cladistia; Polypteriformes; Polypteridae
Gene: zfpm1
Product: zinc finger protein, FOG family member 1
Exons: 10
Coding region: 381-4004 (1207 amino acids)
Biological process (GO): positive regulation of transcription by RNA polymerase II; megakaryocyte differentiation; erythrocyte differentiation
Cellular component (GO): nucleus
Molecular function (GO): RNA polymerase II-specific DNA-binding transcription factor binding
Source: RefSeq, a predicted model, not a curated record